Helianthus annuus (common sunflower) is the source of this 1879-nucleotide messenger RNA. RefSeq names its product probable inorganic phosphate transporter 1-9. Bases 1 to 1650 code for a protein of 549 amino acids. The record is from RefSeq and is a predicted model, not a curated record. The transcript has 2 exons. Gene Ontology annotation, biological process: transmembrane transport. Gene Ontology annotation, cellular component: membrane. Gene Ontology annotation, molecular function: transmembrane transporter activity. Lineage: Eukaryota; Viridiplantae; Streptophyta; Magnoliopsida; Asterales; Asteraceae.
AUGGCGCUUAAAGUUUUAUGGGCGCUUGAUGUCGCCAAGACACAGUAUUACCACUUUAAAGCGAUCAUUAUCGCCGGUAUGGGUUUGUUUACUGAUAGUUACGAUUUAUUUUGUAUCCCUCUCGUCAUGAAGAUGAUAGGAAGGAUAUAUUAUCCAAAGAUACAUAGAGACGUGGACCAGAAGAAAUGGUUUGAAGUUCCAACCGGCAUUGCAUCCACAAUGAUUUGUGUCUCCUUAAUGGGGGCCGUGAUAGGUCAACUAGUUUUUGGACGACUUGGAGACCGUGUUGGACGCCGACGUGUGUAUGGUAUUUCUCUCGUGAUGAUGGUUGUGGCAUCUAUUGGAUGCGGUUUAUCGCUCUCUAAAUUGACACCGAUGGUGUUUGUGAGCCUUGGAUUCUUUCGGUUCUUGCUUGGGGUUGGAAUCGGAGGGGAUUACCCGUUAUCGGCCACAAUUAUGGCGGAAUUCGCCAAUAAGCAGACUCGUGGAGCGUUUAUUGCGGGUGUGUUCUCCAUGCAAGGAUUCGGGAUACUUUUGAGUUCUCUAGUUUUCAUGACGGUGUGCUUCAUUUUCCAAGCUAGUGCCGAUGGGCACAAUCUAACGACUCCAUUGGAACUCGCACCGUCGGUAGACAUUGCUCCGGUCCCGCCGGAAUCAGACCUGGCAUGGCGGAUUAUUCUCAUGUUGGGUGCAAUUCCAGCAUCUAUGACGUUUUAUUGGCGGAUGACGAUGCCUGAAACUGCCCGAUUCACUGCUUUGGUAGAGAAAAACACAUCACAAGCAGCAAAAGACAUAGGAAAAGUGAUGAACGUGCCACAAAGCACAAUCCAAGAAGAUGUCGAGAUGAUAAACACCCCCAACACCCACGCUGCUUUUUCCAACACAUACCCUUUCUUCUCUCGCGAGUUUCUCCGACGACACGGCCGCGAUCUCAUUGCGGCAUCCAUAAACUGGUUUCUCAUCGAUAUCGUCUUCUACAGCCUCAACUUGUUCCAAUACCAUGUAUUUAGUGGCCACUUGAUUCCUAAGAGCCAGAUGAAUAUAUACAAAGAUGCAUUGCAGAUCGCAAGACUCCAAGCACUCAUUGCAAUCUGUGCAACCAUCCCUGGAUAUAUUCUGACUGUUUACAUGAUUGAUCACAUCGGGAGAGUCAAGAUUCAAGCAGUCGGGUUCUUCUUCAUGGCAAUAAGCUUGUUUGCAAUCGCGAAAGUUAACAUGAGUGGAGAUCACACAGAUCUCUUCAUUAUUCUCUAUGGAUUUACUUUCUUUUUUUCUAAUUUUGGGCCAAACACUACAACCUUUAUAGUUCCGGCAGAGCUUUUUCCAGCGAGGUUUCGUGCAACUUGUCAUGGGAUUUCAGGUGCGGUUGGGAAAGUAGGGGCCAUAACCGGGUCCAUAGGGUACAUGUGGGCUUCUCGUGAUCCUCCAAACGGGCUUGGAGUCUCGCAUACGUUGAUGGUGAUGGGCGGGGUUUGUGGUUUAGGUUUUUUUGUGACGUAUUUUUUUACUAGAGAGACAAGGGGACGGUCGUUGGAGGAGAAUGAGAAUACUGAUGAGUUUACGGGUGUUUGUUUUGUUAGAUUUUGGCCUCACAAGUUUUGGACUAGAAGAAAUGAAGUAAAAGGUUUUGGGUUACUAGAAAUGAACUAAUAUUUAAGGAAAAUAGAGGUGGUGAAUAGAGAGAUAGAUCAUGGUUAGUAAGUUGGGAAUUUCAUCAAAAUAGACAUGUCUAAUCACUUUUAAAUAAACGUCGAAUACCGCCAAAUCUAGAGACGAAGCCGUCAAAAAUACCGGCUAGCUUAGCUAUAGCCCCAGUUAAUAUAUAUUUUGAUAAUUUGCUUGGUCAACUUUUCUAUUUUAAAAAUGUUCCCUAAUAAGU